AUGCUAAAAAUGGGGGACAACGGCGUUCAGAGAGAUGAUAUGUUAAAGCUCGGCACUCCAGUUUCAGACUGGGUCAAUCUUGAACUGAGGCUAACCUCUCCAGUUGAGCCUGAUGACAAACAUUGCCUUAGGUUUGUCAAUGACGCAUGUGAAAGGCUACUAUUCCCUUCCGAACUUGACUGGAGCAGCCCCAUAGUAAAGGCGGGGAUUCAGGAUCGUUCAGAGGGUCAUACUGUGAUUGACCUUUCUUUUUCAACCUUUUUGUUCAUCGAGCCCAAGCUCCCAGCAAAGCUAAACCUCUUUUGUGUCUCCCCUUUUGACAAACCUCGCUUGGAGGCUAUGUGCUCAUCUUUUGCAACUCUUCAAACACAUAUGGACAAUGGGUCUACGUCCCAAUCUUUAGUGUUACCUUUGCAGGUCUCGAGGACAACGCCUGGCAGCCCCGCACAGGCAGGGCUCUAUAGCGGCACACCAGCAGAGUCCUGUGUCUUUGUCCCAAUCUGCAGGACUGCAGGCUCCAGCGUUACUGUGCGGCAGUCUUCCUACAUCAUCGUACCCAGCACCUCUGCAGAUCCUGAGGAUAACAUCUGGCAGCCAUGA
Molecule: messenger RNA, 600 nt
Organism: Suillus plorans
Lineage: Eukaryota; Fungi; Basidiomycota; Agaricomycetes; Boletales; Suillaceae
Exons: 7
Coding region: 1-600 (199 amino acids)
Source: RefSeq, a predicted model, not a curated record